GUGUGAGAUUAACGGAAUAUAAAAUUUGCUCUUUUGAAGUGUACGAUUCAGUGUCUUUCACUAUAUUCCUAGUAUCGUACAAACAGAACCACUACCUAAUUCCAGAACAUUCCAUCAGUCCGACAGCUAGUCCUGUCCCCAUCAGCUAUCACGUGGCUGUUGGCCCCCAUGAGGUCUUUCCUGUCCCUGGAGAAGCCUGGUGCGGGUGUGUCACAUGCGUGGACUCACACCCUGUGCCCUUCUGUGUCUGGUUCCCUCCCUGAGCGUCGUGGGCUCAGGGUCAGUCCCUGGGCAGCGUGUGGGGGCGCCUCGCUCCUGCUGGGGCCGAUCACAUGCCCGUGGGCAGACAGACCACGUUGUGUCCUCUCACCCUUUCAUGGACGCUGGGUGUCCUGUGGCUGUUGUGACUCCUGCCACUGUGGACACGUGUGUACAGGUUUUGUGCGGACAAGUAUUUUCACCUCUCCUAGGGCUCCGGGGAAGCGGCUCGUGAUUACCCCCAUGCGCCCUGGCCUCGGGUGGCGCUUUCUAAAGGAGCAGCCCAGGGUCCUGUAGCCGCAGAGUCUGGAAGCAACCUGCUUGUGGGAGGGGUUCAACUUCACUCCAGGUCGUGGCUGCUGAGAGAGGGAAGCUGUGGCAGGCAGGGCAUGGACAGGGCUUACCGGGCGGGCUUGCGGGGCAUGCGCGAGCACGGGCUACCGAAGGGGCGGCAGUCGAACCCCAGGGACGAGGGCCAGCCGGCCAGCACCUGUGGCCAGCUCCGUGAGCUUUCUCUGUGGAUAAAGGUCAUUCCUGCCUGCCUCUGUCCCAGGUGCUGGGAGCAGAGCCCCCUCAAGGGGGGGGUCCUCCAAAUCCAGGAGAUUUCUGGGGCCGCAGGGAGGGGAGCGGUCACUGGGUCCCUGCGGCCUUGCGCUCUGCUGAGUGCCCGGCCAGCCUUGGCCACGGACCUCCACACAACCCAUUUCUUCUGAUGAGCAAAACUGGGGCUCAGAGGAGCUACGGUGCCCCUGCGUUGUCAGAGAAUUGUUAGGAGGCUGAGCUGGGUUUUGACCCCAUCUGCAUGACCCCAGAAUCUUUAAAAGGAAUGGCCGAGACCCUGAAUCACCGCUAACUGUGUGUUCAUCCAGGAAGACCUCAGGACUUUCCACUCUUGGCUUCUAAGGCUGUGUCCCACCGGGUCUUGGCUUGCAGGAGCCGGCGGGUGCAAGGACAGGCCGGGGCAGGCCGGGGCCUCCAGGCUGGGGGAAGUGCUGUCCCGGUUGCAGGGGGUGCCUGUGAGCCUGCGAAGCUGAGCCGGGCAGCGGCAGGUCCUUGGGGCCCAGAUGCAGCCCUCUGCUGGAGCUCAGGCCUGCGGGCCCCUUCGCUGGCCAGGAGCUCGGGGUAAAGGCAGCCCCUCCCCGCCCCCUGAGGGAUUGCAUAAGCUGCCCGCGUGCGGACAGUGAUUACUGGAAGUCCCGAGGAUUUCUUCAUCCAGGGCUUGGCGGGGAGCGGCAGCUGCCUCCCCUUCCUGCCUCUCCUCGGUGAUUAAUGUCCUCAGCCACUGCCGGCCUGAGGAGCUCCAGGGCCAGCCUAGGGUCUGGGCUCCCGUGGCGGUGGGUGGGGACCAGGGGAGCCUAGGGCACAGGCCACGGGGCAGAUGGAAAUCGGGUGGGAAGCCUUGUGCCUCUGUAGUCAGCCCCGGUGGCAUUUUCUGCGCCUGCUCUGCCUGCCUUCUAGAGCAGGACCGUUCUUGGUGGGGAAGCUGUGUGUCUGUGCCCCUUCCUGGCUCACCUUGGCCCCGACUCCCCCAGAGACGCUCCUGCGAGCCCAGUCUGGUGGCAGAGGGACAGGGCUGGCGCUCAGCUUGGAGGUGCCGGCCGGGUUGGACUUUGACUCCCAGCCUCAGACUCGCCAGGUCACGGAGCCGGGCCCAUGGGAUGGGCAAGGAUUGUUGCUCACACCAGGGCCCAGGGCUCUCUUCCUGGGUGGCAGGAACGGACCCCUGGGGCCAAGUUACUUGUUAUUUGGUGGGCCAGGCAGCGCUCGCUGGUCAUGUGGACAGCGGUGGGGAGCGCGGUGGGGCAGCCCAGCCGCACUGGAAGGGCUGCCGCCAUCCUGGAGGUCCGUCCCAGAGCUCGUCUUCGUUCUGGCCCAGGCACUGCUCCGUGUGGCCGGGAGCCCCUCUGGGUUGCACUUGCUGCCUAGGUGGGCCCUGUGGUCAAGAGUCCAGUCCCGGUGCCCGCAGGGGGUGCGGUCGGGUCGUGGUUGGGGCCUCCUGAGUACUUGGAGCACGGGGUCGGAGCCCAGCCCCAGGGGCUACUCGAGUGUGCUCAGACUACACUGGGGGUAGAGGUCCCCUCCCACCCCGGCAUGGCCCCUGGGGAGGGGCGCCCCAACACCGUGCGGUCAGGGGAGCCUCCGCGCCCACCCUCCACUCCAAAGGCAUGGCUGGCUGUGCUGAGCCCACCUGCUCUGUGCCCACCUGACCUGGCCACCCCUUAGCCCACUCUCCCUUAUCCCUGGGGCUGUGCCCUCACCUGUUGGGCCUCAAGGGUGACCUUGGGAUGUGCCAUGUCUCUCCCCAGGUCAUGAUGCCGCCACCGCGGAGCAAGAAACCCAGAUAGACACACCCGCGGCCUGGGUCGCGGAGCCCCCCGAUGCUGGUGGUGGGGCCUGCCAUGGACGGGGAGCUUCCGCAGCGCGAGCCCCCUCCAGCGGGCGGCACCCUCUACAGCCCGCCCCCCCUGCAGACCCCGCUGUGCGGGCCCGGCGUCCAGAGCGCCAUGCUGCACUGCCCGUGGUGGACCGCCUUCUCGCCCACGCCGUACCCAGCCUUCUCCAGCGAGAGCCCCCAGUUCAUGAGCUCCACCUCCUUCCUCGCCAGCCAGCCCUGCGUGGACACCAGCUACGGACCCCCCACCACCACCCCCAGCUUCCUGCCAAAGACGGGCGACUUUCCUCAGGAUUCCGCGUACCUCGACGACCUUUCCAACGCCUCCAUCUUCUCUUCGUCCGUGGACUCCCUCUCAGACAUCGCAGACACACCGGACUUCCUGCCGGCCGACAGCCUCAGCCAGGUGCCCACCAUCUGGGACGUGAGCACCGGCCCCGCCGCUCAGGAGAAGCUGCUCCUGCCCACUGGGCCAUGGACAGGCCUUGAGGACCCCAUGUCCUCCCUUUCUAGCACCCCACUUCUUGUCAGCUACCAGUCCCAGAGUCAGCCUGAGGAGGAAGACGAGGCAGAGGAGGAUGAGGGGGAGGAGCUGGGCCACACAGAGACCUACGCCGACUACGUACCGUCCAAAUCCAAGAUCGGGAAGCAGCAUCCGGACCGCGUGGUGGAGACCAGCACCCUGUCCAGUGUCCCACCACCAGACAUCACCUACACCCUUGCCCUGCCUGCUUCCGACAGCGGGGCCCUGUCUGCCCUACAGCUAGAGGCCAUCACCUAUGCCUGCCAGCAACAUGAGGUCUUGCUCCCCAGCGGCCAGCGGGCCGGCUUCCUCAUCGGCGAUGGUGCAGGUGUGGGCAAGGGUCGCACGGUGGCUGGCAUCAUCCUGGAGAAUUACCUGCGGGGCAGGAAAAAGUCCCUGUGGUUCAGUGUCUCCAACGAUCUCAAGUAUGACGCGGAGCGGGACCUGCGGGACAUCGAUGCACUGGGCAUCGCGGUGCACGCGCUGAGCAAGAUCAAGUACGGGGACAACACUACCUCAGAGGGCGUCCUCUUCGCCACCUACUCUGCCCUCAUCGGGGAGAGCCAGGCCGGCGGGCAGCAUCGCACGCGCAUCCGCCAGAUCCUGGAGUGGUGCGGAGAGGCCUUCGAUGGAGUCAUUGUGUUUGAUGAGUGCCACAAAGCCAAGAACGCCAGCUCCACGAAGAUGGGCAAGGCCGUCCUGGACCUGCAGAACAAGCUGCCCCAGGCCAGGGUGGUCUAUGCCAGCGCCACAGGUGCCUCUGAGCCCCGGAACAUGAUCUACAUGAGCCGCCUGGGCAUCUGGGGUGAUGGCACGCCCUUCCGAACCUUCGAGGAGUUUCUGCAUGCCAUCGAGAAGAGGGGCGUGGGCGCCAUGGAGAUCGUGGCCAUGGACAUGAAGGUCAGCGGCAGGUACAUCGCCCGGCAGCUCAGCUUCUCCGGUGUCACCUUCCGCGUUGAGGAGAUCCCCUUGGCCCCGGCCUUUGAGCGCGUCUACAACCGCGCGGCCCUGCUGUGGGCCGAGGCCCUGGGCGUGUUCCAGCAGGCGGCUGACUGGAUCGGCCUGGAGUCUCGCAAGUCCCUGUGGGGUCAGUUCUGGUCGGCUCAUCAGCGCUUCUUCAAGUAUCUGUGUGUCGCUGCCAAGGUGUCCCGGCUGGUGGGGCUGGCCCGGGAGGAGCUGGCCCGGGACAAGUGUGUGGUCAUCGGGUUGCAGUCCACGGGCGAGGCUCGGACCCGGGAGGUGCUGGACGAGAAGGAUGGGCAGCUCGACUGCUUUGUCUCCGCUGCUGAGGGUGUCUUUCUGUCGCUAAUUCAGAAGCACUUUCCUUCAACCAAAAGAAAGAGAGAGAGAGGAGCAGGCAGUAAGAGAAAACGGCGGCCGCGGGGCCGCGGGUCCAAGGUGCCCAGGCUAGCGUGCGAGGUGGCAGGCGUGAUCCGCAUCAGCGAUGACAGCAGCACAGAGUCAGACGCCGGCCCGGACAGCGACUCCCACUCCUCCCCCGAGUCCGUGCUGGACGACGACGUGGUCAUCUUGGACACUGUUGGCCUGCCAGCCGACGACCGCGGGCCUUUGUGCCCCCUGCAGCGGGACCCUCACGGCCCCGGCAUCCUGGAGCGCGUGGAGCAGCUGAAGCAGGACCUGCUGGCCAAGGUGCGGGCGCUGGGCCGGGAGCUGCCCGUGAACACCCUGGAUGAGCUCAUCGACCAGCUCGGGGGCCCUGAGCGCGUGGCCGAGAUGACUGGCAGGAAGGGCCGCGUGGUGUCCAGGCCUGACGGGACAGUGGCCUUUGAGUCUCGGGCAGAGCAAGGCCUCUCCAUCGACCACGUGAACCUCAGGGAGAAGGAGCGCUUCAUGAGUGGGGAGAAGCUUGUAGCCAUCAUCUCUGAGGCCUCCAGCUCCGGCAUCUCCCUCCAAGCCGACCGCCGCGUCCGGAACCAGCGGCGCCGGGUGCACAUGACACUGGAGCUGCCGUGGAGCGCCGACCGCGCCAUCCAGCAGUUCGGCCGGACCCACAGGUCCAACCAGGUCUCUGCGCCCGAAUAUGUCUUCCUCAUCUCGGAGCUGGCCGGGGAGCGCAGGUUUGCCUCCAUCGUUGCCAAGCGGCUAGAGAGCCUGGGGGCUCUGACUCAUGGGGACCGGCGCGCCACGGAGUCCCGUGACCUGAGCAAGUACAACUUCGAAAACAAGUACGGCACCCGGGCCCUCAGCUGCGUGCUCACCACCGUCCUGAGCCAGACUGAGAACAGGGUGCCGCUGCCCCAGGCCUACCCCGGAGGAGAUGCCGCUUUUUUCCGGGACAUGAAGCAGGGCCUGCUGUCCGUCGGCAUUGGGGGCCGUGAGUCCAGGUCCGGCUGUCUGGAUGUGGAGAAGGAUUGUUCCAUCACCAAGUUCCUGAACCGCAUUCUGGGGCUGGAGGUGCACAAGCAGAACGCGCUCUUCCAGUACUUCUCGGACACCUUCGACCGCCUCAUCGAGACGGACAAGAAGGAGGGCAAAUACGACAUGGGCAUCCUGGACCUGGCUCCGGGCAUCGACGAGAUCUAUGAGGAGAGCCAGCAGGUUUUCCUGGCCCCCGGACACCCACAGGACGGGCAGGUGGUCUUCUACAAGAUCAGCGUGGACCGUGGCCUCAAGUGGGACGAGGUUUAUGCCAGGUCAUUGGAGCUGACGGGCACCCAUGACGGCUUCUACCUCUCGAAGGUUCGAGGCAAGCCGAGCUGCCUCCUGGCCGAGCAGAACCGCGGGAAGCACUUCACGGUGUACAAGCCCAAUGUGGGUCGGCAGAGCCAGCUGGAGACGUACGACAGCCUGUGCCGGAAGUUCCGCAGGGUGACGGCGGAGGAGGCCAGGGAGCACUGGGAGAACAGCUACGCCUUCUCGCUGACGCACUGCAGCCACGCGGCGUGGAACCGCCCCUGCCGCCUGGUGCAGGAGGGCAAGGACUGCACGCAGGGCCUGCGGCUGCGCCACCACUACAUGCUGUGCGGGGCCCUGCUACGCGUAUGGGGCCGCAUCGCCGCCGUCAUGGCCGACGUCACCAGCAGCAGCUACCUGCAGAUAGUGCGCCUCAAGACCAAGGACAAGAAGAAGCAAGUCGGCAUCAAGAUCCCCGAGGGCUGCGUGCGCCGCGUGCUGCAGGAGCUGCAGCUCAUGGACGCGGACGUGAAGCGCAAGAACGCGCGCGGCCGGGGCUUCCCCGCGCCGCUGCCAGCCCUGCGCCCGCUCGCGCUGCCCUGCGGCCCGGGCGAGGUCCUGGACCUCACCUACAGCCCGCCGGCACAGGCCUUCCCGCCGCCCUCACCCUUUGCCUUCCCGCCCCCGCCUCCGCCCCCGGACCCCGCGCCAGCCCCCGGGGGCCUUCCGCUGGGCGCCCCGGACACCGCGGCGGAUCCCGCGGCCCUGGCGCACCAGGGCCGCGACAUCAACUUCAAGGAGGUGUUGGAAGACAUGCUGCGCUCCCUCAACGCCGGGCCGCCCACCGGUCCCUCCGGGCCGGGCGCAGGGGCCGCAGGGGCGCCUGGGGGGGCCGGGGGCCCUGAGCGGCAGAGCGUCAUCCAGUUCGGCCCCCCCUUUCCAAACUCCUAGACCCAAUAGGCGACCGGCAGCCGGUGUCCGAGAAGAAGCUUGCUUCUCUGCAAUAUUCAACGGCGGCCACAGGGACUCCGUCUGGUCUCCCGCCCACGUGGGUGGUGCGCGGGGGCCGGGCUCCCCUGCUGACUGCCAGGAAGGUGGGGGCUGCGGUGCCCCCCAUCCGGUUCCGGAGGUCUCCACAGCAGUGCCUUCCCUGCGGGCGGUUGGGCGGACCCCUCCCGAUGCUGCCCGCCCUUCCGGGCUCUCCGAGGCAGUGCAGAUCCUACUCAGGAUGACUCGGGGUCUGGACUCGGAGUCUAGGCUCGGGCAGGGCCCAGGGGUGGGGGCCCACCCUCCCUCUGCCUCUGUCCCCCCCCCCCCACCAGGCCUAGGCAGGGGCUCCCCAACCCACCUCACCCCACCCACCUUACAGGGCCUGGUCUGACCGGAACCCCUGGAAUCCACAAAACUGGGUGGCCCCAAGAGCUGGAAACUCAGGAAACCCCAGGUGCUCAGGGCCCUGCCUUCUCUGGGGGGCUCCAUGGGACAGGCCCCCCCCUAUUAAUAUAUGCAAUUCUUCCCCACUCUCUUUGCUCCCUAAAUUAUUGCCCGGCCACCUCUCCCAGGCCCCAGAAUCUGCCGUGGAGCUGGCGGUGUGGACGGGCCCCUUGGUUUCUAUGUGUAUUUAUAAUGAAUUCAAGUGUACAUAUGUAAAGAGAUCUUUUUUAAAUAUAUGUGCCUUUUCACUAUU
This is a messenger RNA of Enhydra lutris kenyoni (northern sea otter), 7494 nucleotides long. Its product is annotated as strawberry notch homolog 2. Gene Ontology annotation, cellular component: nucleus. The record is from RefSeq and is a predicted model, not a curated record. Bases 2637 to 6758 code for a protein of 1373 amino acids. Gene Ontology annotation, biological process: regulation of DNA-templated transcription. Gene Ontology annotation, molecular function: histone binding; chromatin DNA binding. The transcript has 31 exons. Lineage: Eukaryota; Metazoa; Chordata; Mammalia; Carnivora; Mustelidae.